Molecule: messenger RNA, 1311 nt
Organism: Phoenix dactylifera (date palm)
Lineage: Eukaryota; Viridiplantae; Streptophyta; Magnoliopsida; Arecales; Arecaceae
Product: methyltransferase
Biological process (GO): rRNA base methylation
Molecular function (GO): rRNA (uridine-N3-)-methyltransferase activity
Source: RefSeq, a predicted model, not a curated record
GUUGGGUUUCCCCAACUAUAAACCGCAUCGUCUCCAAAAUCCAAAUUCCCUUCAUAGCUGGACUUAUCGUUCAUGGGUGGAUUAUUACUGGGGAGUAACGCGAGGACAGGAAUGCCAUCUCCCGCCGCACGAACUCCAUUUCCUGGCCUCCUCUGCCUCUCGUGGCGGAGCCUCCGCACCCUCCGCGCCCAAUCGUCCGAUGCAGCUGCGAGCCAAGCCCGUGGCGGUCUCCCUCGAUUCCACUCCCCAUCCCUUCCCUCAUCCAAGGGAAGUGUUGUUCGGGUUCAAGGUGACGAGUCCUGGCACAUGACGAGGGUCUUGCGCCUGGGUGUGAAUGACAGGGUGGAGCUCUUCAAUGGGAUAGGUGGUCUAGUUGAGGGUUGCAUACAGAAAGUCGAUCGGACUGGUUUAGAUGUCAUGGCUUUAGAGGAACCAAAAAUAAUUGCUCCUCAGGGCAUUCAGUGGCAUGUAUUUGCUGCUUUUGGUACCUUGAAAGGUGGUCGGGCUGACUGGCUUAUUGAGAAAUGCACUGAAUUGGGAGCUAGUAGUGUAACACCCCUGCUGACAGAGAGGUCUCCUACAAUUACAGAAAAUCGGGUAGACAGGUUACAGCGUGUCAUAUUAGCUGCAGUUAAACAGAGUCAGCGGCUACAUGAAAUGAUUCUGAAUCCUCCUAUGAAAUUUCACAGCUUUUUGCCUGUUGUUGCCAAAUCAAAAUUCUCUUUUCUUGCUUCAGCAGAAGCAACUCCUCUUAUUAACGUCUUAUCCUCAUCAAGUGGACAACCCAGUGGGCUUUUGAUUGUUGGACCAGAAGGGGACUUCACAGAGGAGGAGGUGAAGCUGUUGAUAAAGGCCGGUGCUACUGCUGUUGGUCUUGGUCCAUGCCGACUGCGAGUUGAAACGGCUGCCAUCACUCUACUAGCAACCCUCAUGCUAUGGUCUGAUGCUCAAAAAGUAAAGCCCCAAUAGUACCAAUAGUUAGGGUUGAAUUGCAGAUAAACUGCGAAGAAACUGAAUUUCUGAUUCAUCAAAAAGUUUCAAGGCAAUGAUUGUCCAGCUCUGUGCAGAGACCACACUAGGCCUAAGGAUGGUGCCUGCUUACGGAGAGCAAUUCAGCAGCAAGCUAGCAGUUGGCACAAUGAGAAAGGAGCUUAAUCUUUGAGAUACAUUGUAUGAUAUCGGUGCAGGGCACACUAUAUUCAAUAAAAUUUCGAAAGAACAACCAUUAGAAAUUGUGUGAAGAAGUAAGUGGACUCUGUUUUCUUUUUCUUUUUCUUUUUGGCUAUCAUUAAACAAUUUUUGUCUUGAGGA